This is a messenger RNA of Coregonus clupeaformis (lake whitefish), 3590 nucleotides long. Its product is annotated as contactin-1a. The transcript has 23 exons. Gene Ontology annotation, molecular function: cell-cell adhesion mediator activity. Bases 198 to 3320 code for a protein of 1040 amino acids. NCBI's taxonomy places the organism in Eukaryota, Metazoa, Chordata, Actinopteri, Salmoniformes, Salmonidae. The record is from RefSeq and is a predicted model, not a curated record. Gene Ontology annotation, biological process: cell-cell adhesion; brain development.
GCCAGUCAUAGGCUCUCCUCCAAUAGAAAAGUUGAGACGCACGCGCCGCUCCUCGCGCUUGGUUGUGGGACAAUGCGGUUUUGAUCCAGGUGUUCAUGCUAUGCGGAGAAUUUGAAAUACCGUUUCAUUCUAUUUCACAGCUCAUGUCCUGUCCAUCAUAGACCUCUGUCGGUCUGUGUGGCAGUCAGUAGACAGUCAUGGCUCUCAACAGACUGCUUCUGCUAGUCCUCUCCUCCUCUCUGUCACACACUGUGGCGGUCUUGUUUGGUGAGCCCAGGAUCUUUGGAGAUGACGCUACAGGCUACGGUCCAAUAUUUGAAGAGGAGCCUCUGGAUAUUGUCUACACAAAGGAGUCACCUGACAGACGCAUCUCCAUGAACUGUAGAGCACGGGCCAACCCUGCACCUACGUACAGAUGGAGGCGUGACAACUGGGAGAUCAAGCUGAUGGAGCUGCCUAAUGAACACUACAGUCUGGUGGGAGGGAACCUCAUCAUAAACAACCCUGAAGAGAAGAAACAUGCAGGGACCUAUAUCUGUGUCGCCAAGAACGUCUACGGCACUGUCAUCAGCAAGGAGGCCAAGGUCAAGUUUGGAUACCUGGAGGAGUUCCCAGAUGAAGAGCGGGACCCUGUGACCGUGAAGGAGGGCCAGGGGGCCGUGCUGCUCUGUGCUCCUCCCAAGCGGUGGCCAACUGAGGUGACGUUCCGUUGGAUAUACAACGAGUUUCCGGUUUUCCUCCACCCGGAUAAGCGUCGCUUCGUCUCUCAGAGCACCGGGAAUCUGUACAUCUCCAAGGUGGAGGCGUCAGACGCAGGGAACUACUCCUGCUAUGUGUUUAACCCACAGAUCGGCAAGGGAGUCUACUCCAAGUUCAUCACUCUUAUAUCUACAGAAGAGACCCCAGAGAAGAGGUACAAGGCCGACCUCGUAGUGAAGUUCCCUGACACCACAGCUAUGCUCAACUACAACGUCACACUGGAGUGCUUCGCUCUGGGAAAUCCGGCCCCUCAUAUCGUCUGGAGGAAGAUAGGUGCUACCGACCUGCCUGCUAGCGCUGAGGUCAGCAUGUCUGGAGCGCUGCUCCACCUCUACAACGUCCAGUAUGAAGAUGCAGCAGGGUACGAGUGUGAGGCCAUCAACCAGAAAUGGCAGGACUGGCAUCAGGCGUGGCUCUACGUAGAGGCUGCUCCUGAGUGGGCUGUGACCAUCAACAACACCCAGAAGGACAUAGGGUCAGAACACACCAUGUCCUGUGUAGCUAACGGGAAGCCUGCCCCGUACAUCCGAUGGCUCAAGGAUGGAUACUCGUAUGGUAAAGGUGAGCUGAAGUUCUCCAGUCUGACGCUUGCUGACUCUGGGAUGUACCAGUGUAUCGCUGAGAACUACUGGGGUAUCAUCUACGCCAGCGCUGAGCUACGUGUCAUUGCUUGUGCCCCAACGUUUGAGUUCAACCCAGUGAAGAAGUAUCUUCUAGGAGCUAACAACGGCCGUGUGGUCAUAGAGUGUAAACCCAGAGCUGCCCCCAGACCCAGGUUCACCUGGACCAAGGGAAAAGAAGUGCUCUUCAACAACUCACGGAUCUCCAUAAUGUUUGAUGGGAGUCUGGAGAUCCUGAACGCCACCAGGAAUGACCAGGGGGUUUACACCUGCUUAGCUGAGAACGACAAGGGGAAGGCCAACAGCACAGGGACUCUCACCAUCACAGAGGCGACCCAGAUCACAGUGGCCCCAGAGGACACCCAGGUGAUGGUAGGGGAGGAGGUGCGUCUGCAGUGCCAGGCCUCCUAUGACCCCAGUCUGGACAUCACCUUCAUCUGGUCUCUGGACUUCAGGGUCAUCGACCUCUACCUAGAGAGGAAGCACUACGAACGCAUCAUGGAUCAUGAGGACAGUGGAGAGCUGAAGAUAAUGAAUGUCCAGUUAAGACACGAGGGACGCUACACAUGUACAGCCCAGACUGUCGUGGACAACGUUACCGCGUCAGCUGACCUCAAGGUCAAAGGUCGUCCUGGUCCUCCCGGUGGGGUGAGGGUUGAGGAGAUCAGGGACACCUCGGUGAAGUUGGUGUGGAACCAAGGGGCCAACCACGGCAGCCCCAUCCUCGGGUACACCAUCCAGACCAGAGACUUCUACGCACUAACUGAAGUGGACUGGAGGGACGCCUCCACCUCCCCUACGGCCCUGGAUAGCAUGUCAGUGAUGGCUGAUGUUAUGGACCUGUACCCCUGGAUGGAGUAUGAGUUCAGGGUCUAUGCUACUAACGAGUUUGGAGACGGGGAGGCCAGCAUCCCUUCCAUGAAGAUCAAAACCUGGGACGCAGUGCCUGUGGUGGCCCCGACCAACGUUGGAGGCUACGGGGGUAAAGAUGGAGAGUUGAUCAUCACAUGGACACCCGUGCAGCCGCAGUACUUCUACGGCAAGAAGUUUGGCUACGUUGUGGCCUUCAAGCCUCAUGAUGAUUAUGACUGGUGGUAUGAGACCAUAUCAGACCCAGAGACACGACGCUACGUCCAUCGAGACUCCUCUUUCGGGGUCAAGUCGGACGACUUCCAGGUCAGGGAGUUCCAGGUGAAGGUGAAGACGUUUAACUCCAAAGGAGAUGGACCCUACAGCCUGACAACCACUGUCUACUACCCACGAAAUGUCCCCUCUGAGUCUCCUACAGAUGUAUACGCCAGGCCUGUCUCGUCCCACGAAGCUUUGGUCUGGUGGCUACCAGUCAUGGACACUGGUACCGGCCUUCAGCAGUACAUAGAUGGAUACCAGGUGAAGUACUGGAGGAAGUAUGACGAUACAGAGCCGGGGGCCAAUCGUAUCUUUGUGUCCGCCUCCAUGAACCAGACCAGGCUGGAGAACAUGCUGCCAGACUCCCACUACCUCAUCGAGGUCAGAGCCUACAACGGAGCCGGUGUCGGCCCGCCCAGCGAACACUGCGAGAUGUUCACCAAGAGAGCACCUCCAAGUGUGGCUCCCCAAAUGUGGCGUUAUAUCAGCUACUCUGGCAAGUGGCUGUACGUGUGGUGGCACCACAUCCCCUACGACUGGUUUGGCAAUGAGUCCUUCCCACUAUAUUAUAAGGUGAUGUUCAGGAAGACUGGCUACAUCACAGGGCCAAUCUACAUGACAGGCUGGCACUUCAUUGACUUCCCCAUGCCCCAGGUAGGGGACUACGAGCUGGAGGUCAGAGGUCGCUAUGAGGGAGGAGACGGCCCCAUCAGGAAGAUCAGGCUUCAGGGUAAGGCGUCUUUCCUGAGACCCACUCUCAGUCUGGCCGCCAUGCUACUGCUGGCCCUGUGCAUCGUGGGAUUGGGAAUAUAGAGACGCAGGACGUGUCUGGGUGGACUGUGGGAGAUUUGACAGACACAACUCUCACAUGGACUUCCUAUUUCUCGUUAUGGACUUCCAAUCUUUCCUCAACCUCUUACUGUCUGUAUAUCUUCCCACAACAAAACAGAACACCUUGCCACCAUACAGAAAUGACCUGCCUAGCUACAGAAUUACCUACAUCUACAAGAGUUACUGUACUGUAAGACAUCCACUAAAUCCUUUCUGAUUUACAGUACCAGUCAAAAACUUGGACACACCUAC